GCCAACUUCAACAUAAAGCGUGAAUUAACGUGCACAAACGUGAACGUCGUUGACAUCCUCGAAGAAAAACAACAUUUAUUAUUAUUAAUAUUAAAAUAAUAAUUGUUAAUUUUGCCAUAAUAUGGCACAAGCAAUGAUUGAUCUUGUCAAAAAAUCUGAGGCAACUGUCAAAGAAGAAGAUAAAGAUGAAAAACAAGACAAUUCAUCAGGAUUAGAAUGUGCUGUUUGUCUUCAAACAUGUAUACAUCCAGCCAAGCUUCCUUGCAGUCAUAUAUUUUGUUAUCUUUGUAUAAAAGGUGUUGCAAAUCAACGAAAAAAUUGUCCAAUGUGUCGUCAAGAAAUUCCAACAGAUUUUGUUGAAAAACCACAGUUGGUUGAUGUUGAUGAAAGCAAAAUACCUGGUACUGAUGAAGAGUAUCAUUGGUUUUAUGAAGGAAGAAAUGGUUGGUGGCAGUAUGAUUUACGAACAAGUAUGGAACUUGAAACAGCUUAUAAACAAGGAAAAAGAACAUGUGAAUUAUUUAUUGCUUCAUUUUUAUAUAUUGCUGAUUUUGGUUCAAUGUUACAACUUCGUCGUAAUGAUCCAACAAGACAUCGUAGAAUUAAACGUGAUUUAUCAAAUGUUCCAAAAAAAGGAGUUGCUGGUCUCAGAUUAAAUAAUACACAAGAUGAUGAACCAGUUACUGUACGUGGAAUACCUGGUGCUGAGAGACCAACAAGUCCAGUCAGUGAUACAAUGGGAACUGGUGAUGGAACAAAUACACCAGUACCACCAAGCAACACACCUCAAACACCAGCAGGACAAGCCAGUGGUGAUGCAACUCCAAUUGUGGGUCAAACAACUGAUCAUCAAGGACAGGAUUCAUUACAUCAGGUUUUAGAACAAAUGCGUUCCUUAAUGCUAAGAGGACGUUUUUCAAUAAAUAACAAUAAUGAUAUUGAAGAAGAUAGAAACGACGAAAGAUUAUUUUCAGAUAAUCACACUGCAAGUCGGUGGAGUCAGUCAUCGAAUCACGAUACCACGUACAGUCAAGACGAGCAUAACUGUUAGAACUGGUGACAAGAUAAGACGUUAUCAUCCAUAUUCAAAUCAGUAUCACAAGAGAGAUCCAUCAUCAGGAAAAUAAUCAUCAUCAUCAUCAUUCUUUCUCUACAAGAAGACUUCAUCUUGUAUUUAUUUAUAUUUCUUUAUUUUUGAUUGUAAAUCAUCAAUUAUUAUUAUUUUUCAUUUCUUUUUUUUUUUCAACGACAAAUUAACCACUUGAAAUAAUUAAAAAUUUAAUUUUGGUUUUUGUGUCAAUCUAUUAUAAAACUUAUUUUUGCAGAAAAAAAAUUAAUAAGAUAAUUAAAUUCACUUUGUUAAAAACGAAUUUAAAAAUUAAAUAUAUAAAAUUUAUAUUUAUUAAUAUGAAUGUAGACUAUUCUAUUUUAAAUAUAUAAAUUAAUCAUCAAUAAAAUUAUAAAAUUAAAUAAACAAUUUAAAUUGUCUAAAUAAAUUUUAAGAGAAAAUUACUUUAUCAACUAAAAUGACAACAUGGCAGAAGGGAGAGAUGAGGAGAGAUAAUGUUUUUUUUUUUUUUUCCGUCUCAUCAAUUGUUU
Messenger RNA from Aphidius gifuensis, 1599 nucleotides. It is a transcript of the gene Rnf146, whose product is annotated as E3 ubiquitin-protein ligase RNF146. The record is from RefSeq and is a predicted model, not a curated record. Bases 122 to 1051 code for a protein of 309 amino acids. Gene Ontology annotation, cellular component: nucleus; cytoplasm. The transcript is spliced from 4 exons. Gene Ontology annotation, biological process: Wnt signaling pathway; ubiquitin-dependent protein catabolic process. NCBI's taxonomy places the organism in Eukaryota, Metazoa, Arthropoda, Insecta, Hymenoptera, Braconidae. Gene Ontology annotation, molecular function: poly-ADP-D-ribose binding; zinc ion binding; ubiquitin protein ligase activity.